ACUGGAUUUCCAUACAAUCCGUAAUUUGUUACAUCAUGGCCGGUGUUUUGAAAACUUUAAAAGUUUUAUUUUUUGGGUCAGACGAUUCUGAAGAAGAAGAGUGUGACAGUGAUAAUGAAUGGAUUAAGGAUUCUAAUCAGUCAAUCAUCAAACAGCAAAAGCAAGCGCAAGAUGAUAAAAUAGCACACUUUAAAUCAGAACGGUCCAGAAGAGAGAAGAGAAUCCGUACUGGAUCAAAAAUGCCGGGCAAACGUAAACCGAGGACGAGGCGGACCAGCUGGAGCCAAUUCACGACGGAAAAUGAGGAGACUCAGGAGGGAUGUGAUGUGCAAAAUAUACACAGAGUCCAGAGUUUGCAGGACAUUUCUAACGAUGAGUUGCCUUCGAGACGUUCAUUCUCAUCACUUUUUCAUCCAGUCCAUUCAAACUCAUUUUCAAACAGUCAAGUCCAGCUGGAUACUGGAUACUCUUACAGUGAUAAAACAUCGUCCGAUACGGAAGAACUGGAAUCGUGCAGUGGAGAUUCAGAGUCUGCUGAAGAUGAAGACUAUUACGUUGAGGAAGAAGAGAGUGAAUCUUUUCAGCCAAGAUCUUUUACGAUUCCAAAGGAAGACAGUAACAAGACAAAAUUUGAGGACAGUUGUGCAUAUUAUGAAAAGAACGAAAAUGAGGAAGAGGACAUCUUACAACAGGAUAUGAUGAAGUAUGGCUUAGACCUACCUGAAAGCGAAGAAUCGAGUCACAAAGGUAAAAAGAAGCCAAAAUUAUACGAUGAAUUUUUGCCAACUGAUCAAUUAGAAAAGAUGCUACGGUCAAAUACACAGCGUUACAAACGUUGUAAAGUUUCUAUUCAGGGAGCACAUGUAGCUCAGUGUACAAACCUUGACGUUAGAGAUGAAUUAAAAGAAAUUGAAAUUUCAGGAAGAUCAAAGGCGGGAAAGGUGUUUGAUGGAGAUAUUGUGCUAGUAGAGAUUUUUAACUACGAAAAAUUUACAAAAACGGUCAUUCAAAGACUGCAGCGAGACAUUAAUAAGGACAACAGGUCACAGAGAAUCUACGGCAAAAUUAUCGGUAUUUUUGAGAGGAGAAAAGCCAGAGAUAUUGAUCAUCCAGUUUUUGUAUGUACUGUAGAUGAUACAGCAUAUUAUUUAAUGAAACCUGUCUGCAGAACAGUUCCAAAAAUUCAUAUUGACCAUGACAAGCAGAAGAAAUACAUAAUUCAGGUGUAUAAGUAUGACACAAGGUCCUCAAAUAUUGAACCUGACUACGAAUUUCGAAUCGACCCUGGGAGAAAGUCGUCUUUUGUCUUCCUGGUAGUGUAUUUGUCCUGGUCUAGCUUGUACCCAAUGGGCGCUGUGAUAGACGUUAUCGAAAUUGAAGAAAGUUACCAAUCUGCAAUGAAAAUUCUUCGACUUCAAAAUCAAGUGCCAGAGUAUUAUCAAAAAGAAACCGUUGAAUAUACAAAGAAACUGAUUGAUGAUAUACAAGAACCCAGAAGAAUAAUGAAUGAGGAGGAACGUGAAGAUUUAUCUCAUCUCAGGGUCUUUACUAUUGACCCUGAAGGAUCGCAGGAUAUUGAUGAUGCUCUCAGCAUAGAAAAAGUCGGGGAUAGUUUUGAAAUAGGAGUUCAUAUUGCUGAUGUAAGCUUGGUCGUGAAAAAAGAUGAUCAAAUUGAUUUGGAAGCUCAAGAAAGAGCUUGUACAUUCUAUCCCGGCCAAGGAAUGAAUCCUUACCACAUGCUCCCGGAACCUUUAUCACGGGACAUUUGUAGUUUACGUCCAGGGGUUAUGCGGCCAGUGUUGUCUGUAAUGUUUAUAAUGACCAAAACGGGUCAUAUCGAGAAGCAAUGCGUUAAGAAAACAAAAAUUAAAUCCUGUAAAAAAUUUAAUUACGAAGAAGUUCAAAAAAUUAUAGACAGGGGAGUAAGUGAAAGUGCCUUAGAGAGUGACAUUCUUCAGCUUUUUGAAAUAGCUAAAACAAUACGUGCAAAAAGACCUGGUGCAGGAUUUCACGCGUUCCCCGUAGAAACGAAACUGAAUGACAACGAGGAAUCAGUUUUGAAUUCAAGGGAGGCCCAUUAUCUUGUUGAGGAGUUCAUGGUUUUAUCAAAUACAUACGUUGCUGGAUAUCUAAGAAGCCGAUUUCCAAAAGUUAUUCCUCUCCGUUGUCAAGCUGCCCCAUCUGUAGAAAUUCUGAACAAAUGGAAAGAUCAAAACUAUCCAUUUUUGCACAUGGUAUUUCGCCUUCAGAAUAUUAUUCCAAAUGCAGUUCCUGGAGGUGAUAAGAUUGACCUUAAUUCUCUUGGACCUUUUCGGUAUACAAGGAUUAUGCCUGUUCAGAAGUGGGUAUGGGAAAAUAUAAUUGAUGCAGUUAGGGGUAAAGACAUUCAAUCAGCAAUACAAUAUUUAUGUACUGAUGAACUACAUCCUAGCCAGUGUUUGGCAUUAGAAGAAUGGAUUUCUUUCCAGGAGAGUGCUUCAUACAAAUGCAGUGGGACCCUGAAUGAUCAAAGAGAAGGGAUGCAUUUUUCUUUGCAACGAAUGAUGUAUGUACAUUUUACAUCACCAAUAAGGAGAUACCCUGACAUUAUUAUCCAUCGCCUACUUCAUGCAGCAAUCGAUAAUAAAAAAUGUCCAUAUUUAGAAUCAGAGGUUGAUAUUCUGUGCCAAAGUUUAAACGAUGUCAUUCGAAGAGCAAAGGAUUUUCAAAAGCAAUGCAGGUUGCUGACUUGGGGAUUUAGAUUAAAGCAGUGUCCACAAAUCCUGCACGGUUUUGUUCAGGAGGUAUCUGACAGGUCUGUUUCAAUUGUUUUACCUGGAUUCAGAAGUCUUCCUCAGAUAUGCAAGGAAAUUGAGUUAAACCUUUUACACGUAUUCGAGAGGCCAAAAUUUGAUAAAGAUACAACAACAGGAGAUCUUAUCAUGACGCUUAACUGGCUACUACGCAUUUAUGAUGUGUCAGGCAAACCAAACAGAGACGAGCGUAAAGCCCAGAGACUACACUGGUUGUCAGAGGAGGCUAGAAAAGAAGUUUGCAAGCGAAUAAAUCCUCAUGCUAGAACAAAGUUUGUUCUUCAAGAGAGAUGGAAAGAAAUAUUACUUCAGGUGGUUCGUGGAGAAUUCCAAAAUCUGGAAUAUAGUAUCACAGGUCCACAAGGGAAAACAUCUAGACCGGGAAGUAAAGGGGAAAUGGAUGAAGAUCUCCAUAAUUAUGUACCUGCCUGUAAAGAUACAAUAAUUGAUCACUCAUCCGAAGUUGAAGAUGGAGAAGUGAUUCGACAGGCGUGCAGAUUUUCAAUGUCCUUGUCUCGAGGACAAGUAGUUUGCGUGCAAAUUACUGCAGAACCACAAAAAGGGGUUCUUGUACCAUCCUUGCAAUUGCUUGAUAUGACCAAAAACAUUAAACAUUGCUUGCAACACAGCCGCGACCCAAUUAAGUUCCUAUCCAAAUAUUCGAUACACAAAACUAAAACAAAAUAUCAAUCAGUAGUUGACUACCUCAAAAUAUGGUUACCAAUUAUUGAAAUGGAGGCUGUAACAAAUGCAGCGCAUGACGAUUCUCCAAUCAUCAAUGGAGUGGAUGUCUUCAUGGAGCCCUGUCGAAGAGGAUACUUUGUCCUUGAUCAUUAUUUUUGUGAACAGAGAGACAUUGAUUUCAGUGCAAUGUCGCCAGAAUUUAUUCUUGUGGGUAAAAAUGAGAACAGAAACGAGGAUAUUACGAAUACUGAUUUCUUAUGCAUAAGAUCUGAACAUUUAACGAAUAAGACCAACGAAGAAAGGAAAACUUCAUCCGUGGACCCAAAUUACCGUUUUCAGUGGGUUCUUCAUGGACAGAUUAACAUGAUAGAAAAAAUCAUGAAAUCUAAACCUCAGCAGAAAGAUUCCUUGGAGAUAGAGACGGCAGAUAGCGAUGGAAAGAAGCGACCAGUCGUGGACAAGUAUAAGAUUCACUUUAAGCUUCAUAAGGAAAGCAAUGAUGCAUCAAAUGAAAUGAUGCUUACAGAAAAUGGAUUUCCAAGCUGUGUAGAGCUGGUACAGAAAUCUGAAACAGAAACUCGGAUAGAGGCUGUUUUAAAAUGCCUUGGGAAAUCCAGCACUUUAGCACAAGCAAUAGCUUUACAGAGGUCACCGCCAAAAUUAGAUAGUACAUAUUUUGAACAAGCCAAAAAUGUACAUAUAGAAAUAGAUUUGCCAAGCAUUGAACCAAGUAAUGUUUAUCAAACGCAGGCCAUCAGGAAUUCUUUAACCAAGAGCUUUAGCCUUAUCCAUGGACCUCCUGGCACAGGGAAGACCUACACGGGAAUAAAGUUAGUGUAUCUGUUCGAUAUGAUAAACGAUAUGCUCAGAGCAGAUGGACAAAAGCAUCAACAAGUUGUCUUCUGUGGACCCAAUAAUAAAUCGGUGGACCUUGUUGCAAGGUGGAUAUUGAAGAAAUUUGACGAUUUAGCGCCCGAUAUGAUACGUUUGUAUGGCAACUCUCUCGAAUACAAAGAUUACCCUAUGCCAGGAAAGCACUAUACAACGUCUGCCUCAGCGAAAGAAAAUCGACCAGAUCCUCAGCUAAAAGAAGUAUCGGUCCAUCAUCUCAUUCGUCAAGAAGGAAGUCUUUAUGCCACCGAAAUAAAAGACUUCGAUGACAAAUUCGAACUUUUUAGGAGAGAUAAAAGCUAUAAACCCACUAUUAAAGACAUUAGGCGAUACAAGCAUAUAACUAGUGAAGCAGCACAAGAAGAAUUGACGAAACAUGACGUCAUCUUCUGUACCACUGCCGUCACAACCAGUCCACGGUUCAUCAAGGGUACGAGGGGGAAAGUUUUCCAGUUGAUUAUUGAUGAGGCAGGAAUGUGUACGGAGCCUGAGAGUGUUGCGGCCAUCAUUGCUACAAAGGCAAAACAAGUUGUGUUAAUCGGAGAUCACAAACAGCUUAGUCCUGUGAUUUGUUCCACUCAUGCAGCUGAGCUAGGAUUAGAUGUUUCACUUUUUGAACGUUUUGCAAAUUUGGCAACAAUGCUGAGAUACCAGUACAGAAUGCAUCCAGCAAUAUGUGAGUUUCCCUCAACUCACUUUUACGAUAAAAAGUUGAUUACCAAAAAGUCUUCAAAGUGGAAAUCUAAGACUCCAUUAAAUAUUUGGAUAAACAAGAAUAAACCAAUCAUAUUCUGCCACGUGGAGGGAGAAGAAGACUAUCUCACUGUUUCUACUGAAGAGGGAAAUGAACAGUCCUGUAGCAACAAACAAGAAGUAGAUCACGUGAUUAAAGUGUUUGAAUACCUGGUGAAGUACGAGAAGAUCAAUCCAAGUAAUAAACAGGUCAUCAACAUCAUGUCACAGUACAACGCACAAUGUACAAGAAUAAGGAAAGCUCUUCUGGAAAAGAAGUACAUUAAUAUCAACGUCAACACUGUUGUUGCUAGUCAGGGUGGGGAAUGGGACUACGUCAUUUUCAGCACGGCUCGGUCUCUACCAGAUUACCGAAUUGAGCAAUACCCAACCCUGGGGUGGUGUAAGCAGAAUCUGGGCUUUAUAACGGAUGAACAUCAGAUCAAUGUCGCUUUGACCAGAGCAAGACGAGGGCUCAUUAUCAUUGGGAACAAACAUCUUUUGUCAUGUGAUCGUGUAUGGAGGAAUCUGAUAAAACAUUACGCCCGUUUUGGCUGUGUAACGGAUGUAGACCACUUCCCUCCACCUCCCCUGAUAACGAAGAGACGGCGGCGGAGGUCACACCGAGAAAGUCUGGAGUCAGAAGAAGAUUUCUACCGCGGAACUGAUCGCCAGCUUAGUAUGGUAGAUGAAGAAAAUGAAUGAAAUUACUACUAGUGCAAUAUGAUAAAGAAAACGCCAGAUUUAUAAUAUGUUAUUGGUUUGUUUUACUAUUUUCAUUUGCGAGCUUUCAGUUUAACUGUGAUACUGAAGUUUUCUUGAUGCUGAUUUUUCUUUAUAAAAACCAUUGUUGUUGCUCUUUUUGUGAUAUUUUGUUAUUCAAGUGUUAUAUAAGUCAAAUAUGCAUUGAAUAAUGAAAAUGUUUGAUGUUUAUUAUGUUGCAGGUUGUCCACUGCUCUAAAAUUCCAAAAAUGUAUUCUAUCAUUUACUUCUGCUAAGAUUCCUGAGUUUGGAAUAAAGAAGAAAUGUUAACAUUUUCUGACUUUACCCUCAAAUUUCACCUAACAUUUGAUUUUGUCCUUAAAGCUCGCCGCAUUUUUCUAAAGAGUACUGGAUAGCCUGAUGUUUUGAUAAGAUUAUAAAAGUCUCUCAUAUUAAACAUGAAAGUGUGUGUUUAUAAGUUUUUCACACUUUGUAAUUCAUUAAAGCGCGGUCAUCUUCAUGAAAUUAUAAUUAUUACACCUUUCCUGAGAUAUGGUUUAACUGAUUUUUUAAUCUUUAAGAUUAAACAUUAUAUUAAAAAAUGUAAAGGAAUAUCUACAUUGUGCUUAUUUUACUUUUUGACAAUCAUUUAAUUACCUCUUUUAUUUCGCAGUAUUUUGUAU
Saccostrea cuccullata (small rock oyster) is the source of this 6484-nucleotide messenger RNA. RefSeq names its product helicase with zinc finger domain 2-like. Gene Ontology annotation, molecular function: miRNA binding; RNA nuclease activity; helicase activity. The record is from RefSeq and is a predicted model, not a curated record. NCBI's taxonomy places the organism in Eukaryota, Metazoa, Mollusca, Bivalvia, Ostreida, Ostreidae. Gene Ontology annotation, biological process: miRNA processing.